Podarcis muralis (Common wall lizard) is the source of this 860-nucleotide messenger RNA. RefSeq names its product heat shock protein family B (small) member 1 (gene HSPB1). Gene Ontology annotation, cellular component: nucleus; cytoplasm. Gene Ontology annotation, biological process: response to heat; negative regulation of apoptotic process; protein refolding. The record is from RefSeq and is a predicted model, not a curated record. NCBI's taxonomy places the organism in Eukaryota, Metazoa, Chordata, Lepidosauria, Squamata, Lacertidae.
GCUCCAGCUCUCCACAGGAGUCAAGAGGCUCCACAAAGCGGUUCGGGACGACUCCGGGACGCCUCGCCAUGACAGAACGCCAAGUCCCCUUCACUUUCCUGCGCAGCCCCAGCUGGGAUCCCUUCCGGGACUGGUACCGGGGCAGCCGCCUGUUUGACCAGUCCUUUGGGAUGCCCCUCAUCCCUGAGGACUGGUACAAGUGGCCUGCGGGGACCACCAGCUGGCCGGGCUACAUCCGCCCUCUGGCCAGCACUAGCCCAGAGCCAGUGGCCGCCAGCCCAGCCGCCGCUGCCGCCGCUGCCAGCCCAGCUGCCAACCCAGCAUACAGCAGGGCGUUGAGCCGCCAGCUCAGCAGCGGCAUCUCUGAGAUCCGGCAGACUUCCGAGAGCUGGAAAGUGGCCUUGGACGUCAACCAUUUUGCACCCGAGGAGCUGGUGGUGAAAACGAAAGACGGCGUUGUGGAGAUCACAGGCAAGCAUGAAGAAAGGCAGGACGAUCAUGGGUUCAUCUCCAGAUGUUUCACAAGAAAAUACACGCUGCCCCCUGGUAUCGACCCUGCUGCAGUCCGCUCCUCCCUUUCCCCCGAUGGCAUGUUGACGAUAGAGGCUCCUUUGCCCAAGCCGGCCAUUCAGUCUGCCGAAAUCCAGAUUCCUGUCACCUUCGAGGCGCAUGCCCAAAUCACCCCGUCAGGAGCCAAGAAACCGGAAGAGGCUCCCAAGGUGUAAAUGCCGGGUGGGAGUUUACCACUCGAGUGUCGAAAACGGGCAAACCCUCCCAUAUCCCUUUUUUUUUUUUUUUUGUAAAGACAGAGACCUCUGCAACAGCGCCACAAAUAAAGUUGUGUUUUUUUUAAAACCCCA